AUGUUUGCUAGUUUAUUUUCAUUAUUGAUCUUAGCUAUUGUUUGUGGAUUAUAUUUCUCCCAUAAUUUGAGUAAUUUAAGAGCUGAAAGGUUAGAAGUGAUUUCCCAAUUGAAAAGUAGUCAAGUUACUCAAGCUAUUGAUUAUCUUUUUUAUCAAGUUUAUUAUUUAACUACUAGAGAUGCUAUAACCGAUUCUUUAACUAAUUAUAGAGCUGGGAAUAAUUCCAUGGCAGUGUUUGAAACUGCUCAAGCUUCAUUGGAUCAAUUUUUAACUAGUUCGGAAUCUUUUGCUUCAGCUAGAUUAUAUAAUCUUGAUUUAAGAGUAGUAGCUGAAAGUUCAAAUAAUAACACUUUAGUAUCAUCACCAGCAGCAGAUUAUUUAUAUCCUUUACAACAAAAUUUAUCGAUUCCCGAACCUAUAAAUCGAUUAAACAAUUCCCUUGAAUCAUUUUAUUUCACCGGUCCGGUAAGUAAUUCAAGUGAUCCUUAUUCAACUUAUUUCAUUGGUAUAACGUAUCCUAUCUUUGCCAACACAUCAAUUAUCUUAUCAGCACCUUCAAUAGCAGGCUAUUUGACGGUAUUGACUAGUGCUGAUAAUAUCCAAGUUGCGGUGAAUACAUCUCAAACAUUCCCUGAUCAGGAUAGUCAAGAUUAUAAAGUAGUAGCUUAUUCUCCCGUAUAUAAUAGUAGUUAUACCGAAGAUAGUACCAGUGAUUCGCUUGCGGUGAAUGAAUUGGUAGGGUUCCAGGCAGUUUUCCCGGUGUUAGGAUCCAAAUACUUACAAAGUAAUAAUGUUUAUAAUAUCAAUGAAUCCACAGCUGCCAAAGAAGCUUUGACUCAUUAUUAUGGUUCAUCUACCAAUAAGAAAAGUAUUGAUGGUGAAACGGUGGCUAUAGGGUAUAGUCGAGUAUCAUCAGUUCAUUGGAGUAUUGUGGUUGAACAGAAGAAGUCUACUUUCAAUGGACCUUCAGAUCGAUUGAAAAACAUCAUUAUUGGAGUUUCUAUCGGUAUAGGAGUAUUCAUGUGUCUUAUAACAUUCCCCUUAGCUGUGAUGUUUAUACGACCAAUCACCAAAUUGAAAGAUGCCACUGAAGCCAUCACUAGAUCCAAAAGAGAGAAAGAUCGUGGUAUACCAUCACCAGCAUAUUCUCCUCCUCCAUCAUAUUAUUCUACUUUAAUAAGGAGAAUGUAUCCUUAUGAAAAGAAACCUUAUGAGAAGAAGAAAGAUGAUGAUGUUAAUGAUAGACUUAUAGAACUCGAUGAUGUACCAAAGAAAGAAAUGAGAUUAAGAUCAAGAGAUAAACGAUCAUCAGUACUUUCAUCAGCUACUGGAGGAUCUAACUCAGUGUAUUCAACAGGGAUCAGAUUACCUUCUAAGAUCACCAAUCAAAAGAGUUUAUUCAAAGAUGAAUUGGCGGAAUUGACCGAUGCUUUCAAUAUCAUGAGAGAAGAAUUAGAGAAACAAUAUGUUCAUUUAGAAGAUAGAGUUAAAUCUCGUACCAAAGAAUUAGAAGCUUCUAAGAUCGAAGCCGAAGCUGCUAAUGAAGCUAAAACUGUUUUCAUUGCUAAUAUCUCUCAUGAAUUAAGAACUCCAUUGAAUGGGAUCUUAGGUAUGACAUCUAUUGCUAUGGAAGAAAAUGAAGUUGGUACUAUUAAAGAUAGUUUGAAAUUGAUUAAUCGUUCAGGUGAAUUGUUAUUACAUAUUUUAACUGAACUUUUAACUUAUUCCAAGAAUACUUUGAACCGUUCCAAAUUAGAGAAAUCAUCAUUCCAAAUCUUAGAAAUUGUUUAUCAAGUUCAAUCAAUUUUCAAUAAGUUAGCUGUUGAUCAAAGAGUUUACUUUAAGAUCCUUAUAAGACCAAACAGUUUCAGGAAAUUGAUCCUUUAUGGAGAUUCUAACCGUAUUAUUCAAGUGGUGAUGAAUUUAGUAUCCAAUGCACUUAAAUUUACUCCAGUUGAAGGUAGAGUUGACGUGACUUUCAAGUUAUUGGGAGAAUAUGAUCAUGAAAGAUCUCAACAAGAUAAUUAUGAAUCAGUUAAAGUCAAACAUCUUGAAAAUGAAACUUUCCAUGAUACUUCAAGUCAUCCUUAUGAUAGAAGACCAGCUAAAAAACCUUUGGAUAAUGAUACUGAUGCCAGUAUCAAUGCUUUGAAUAGUAAACAGGAAAAUAAUCUUGAUAAUUUGAAUACUACCGAUGAUGAUAUUGAUAGUGCUAGUGAUACUACUUCCUUAUACACAUUAUCAACUCAGGAAUAUGAUAAAGUUAUAUUCCAAAGUCAAUUCACCGGAUCUAAACCUUUACCAAGAGUACCUGAAUCACCUGAAUCUGACGAUAAAUCUUUACCUAAAACCCCUAGAACUUCCCUAGUUAAAAGUAAUGUUGAUAAGAAUAAUCUUGAUAUCAGUGAUACUGAAUCUAAAUUUGAAGAUGAAGAACGUGAUAAGGUUCAAGAAUUACAACCUCAAUUAUUACCUCCACCAAAUAUGAGAGGUACUAAUACUGCCACCACCGCUUCAUCUACCAAGAGACCAAGUAUCACUUCCAUGGACUCAUUAAAUUCAAAUGAAUUGGUCAAAAAUGGUAAAGUUUAUAAGAUCAAGAAUUUAUAUAAACCAAAAACUUGGGCUAUUCAAAUUCAAGUUUCCGAUACCGGGCCAGGGAUCGAACCUGCUUUACAAGAAAAAGUGUUUGAACCUUUCAUUCAAGGAGAUCAAACUUUAAGUAGAAGUUAUGGAGGUACUGGGUUAGGUUUAGCUAUUUGUAGGCAAUUAGCUAAGAUGAUGAAAGGUACUAUGACACUUAAAUCCAAUUUAGGUGUGGGUUCAACUUUCAUUUUCACCGUUCCUUUACCUCAAGUUGGAGAAAUCCUUGUUUCUGAUGAUGAUAUGAAUGAUUUUGCUGAAGAUGAAUUCAAUCCUAAAUCUAAAGCCAAUAGGAAAGUUGCCUUUGCCUUUGAUACUGAUAGUUCUGAUGAUUCCAAUACUCACACCGAAUCACCAGAAUUAAAAGUCAAUGGAGUUAAGAAUAAAUCCAGUGAUGAAUCACUCAAUCCAACAACUUCACCUUUCCAGAAGAUUCUGAAUAAGAAAUCCGAUGAAGAAAUCAGAAACCGUCCAGCAUUCAUUGAAAAACCUCAUCUUGUCACCAGAACUUCAACCGGUACAGCCAAUUCUUCUAGUGGUUCAGAUAGAGAAAAAGUAGAUAGAUUAGAAUUACCAACCAAUGAUUUACUUGGAUCAUUAUCCCAUCUUAAAAUCUUGGUUGCUGAAGAUAAUAUGGUGAAUCAAGAAGUCAUUAAAAGAAUGUUAUCUCUUGAAGGUUUCGAUAACAUUACCAUGGCAUCUAAUGGAGCUGAAGCAGUUGAUUUCGUUAAAACAUCCAUUGAAAUGGAUGAACUCUUUGAUUUGAUCUUUAUGGAUGUUCAAAUGCCAAAGAUUGAUGGAUUAUUAGCCACUAAAAUGAUUAGAGGUAAUUUGAAUUAUGAAAGACCAAUCAUUGCAUUAACAGCAUUUGCUGAUGAAUCUAAUGUCAAGGAAUGUCUCAAUAGUGGAAUGUCGGGAUUCUUAUCUAAACCAAUUCGUAGAACAAACUUAAGAAAGAUUAUAACUGAAUAUGCUCCCAAAUUACUUACUGAUGUAACAUCUCCUGGAAGUAAGAAUGGCGAGAAACGAUUAGGUUAUUAA
This is a messenger RNA of Yamadazyma jaroonii, 3684 nucleotides long. Lineage: Eukaryota; Fungi; Ascomycota; Pichiomycetes; Serinales; Debaryomycetaceae. The record is from the annotation of a GenBank genome assembly.